GCCCUCCGCGGUCCGCCUUGCGCUGUAUGCCAGCGCGGGGCCUGCGGCACGCGGCGCCCGUCCUCAGCCCGAACCUCACACCGACCCGGAGCCAGAGACGGCGGUCGAGCGCAAAAAUUGACAAUUUCAGCGUGUUUUAACGGGCCCGCUACACUGGAAACAAUGAUGUCUCUUGUGGAUUUGGGGAAGAAACUUUUGGAAGCUGCCAGAGCUGGCCAGGAUGAUGAAGUGCGAAUCUUGAUGUCCAAUGGUGCCCCUUUCACAACAGAUUGGCUUGGAACAUCACCCCUUCAUCUAGCAGCUCAAUAUGGUCAUUAUUCAACAGCAGAAGUGCUGCUUCGCGCAGGAGUGAGUCGGGAUGCAAGAACCAAAGUGGACAGAACACCACUGCAUAUGGCAGCAUCAGCAGGUCAUGCAAACAUUGUGGAGGUACUAGUGAAGAAUGGAGCUGACAUAAACGCAAAGGAUAUGCUUAAGAUGACAGCACUUCACUGGGCUGUGGAGCACGGUCACCAAGACGUGGUUGAACUCUUGAUAAAAUAUGGAGCUGAUGUUCACACACCAAGUAAAUUCUGCAAAACAGCUUUUGAUAUUGCAGUGGAUAAUGGCGAUGAAGAAUUAAUGUUAAUGCUUCAGAGGGCAAUGGAGAACCAGAUCAACACAAACACAGAUUGCUCUGAUACAAUCACAGUUCACAGCGCUGCACCACAAUUCAUUAUUGGUCCGGGAGGAGUGGUCAAUUUAACUGGCUUGGUUACUACAUCAAAGGCAUCAGACUCGGGCCAGUUUGGGAAUUCCUCUACAUCGGUGUUGGCUACACUAGCUGCCUUGGCAGAAGCAUCAGCACCAUUGACACAUACAUCUGAAGCACCAGCAAUUGCUACAGAGGAAGUAGUAACAGCAGAUUCUGUGGAUAGUGCCAUACAACAAGUUGUCAGCAGUGGAGGUCAGCAAGUGAUUACCAUAGUUACUGAUGAUAUUCAGUUGAGCAGCUUGCAGGCAGCCAGUGACAGCAUGAAUCAACCAAUCAUUGUGACAAUGCAGGAUGGACGGCAAGUUUUGACUGUUCCAGCCACUGACAUUGCUGAGGAGACUGUGAUCACUGAAGAACCAUUGAUGAAGAGGCGUUGUGUGGAGAUAAUUGAAAAUCACAUUGAUAACACAGAGAUCGAGGAAUGCAACAUUUACAGUCCUCUGAUGGAUGUCGGCAACUGUACGGUGAUGGUCCUUGGCAGAAGCAACAGAAAGAUACACGAGAGUUCUGUGCCGGAAACUUGCACCCUGGAAACUGUGGAAUUUUCUGAGGAGAAGGAAGUGUUGCAGAAACAGCUGGAAGAAGCUAAUCGCGAGGCCCAGAAGUAUAGGCAGCAGCUCUUUGAGAAGGAGCAGGAGGCAGAGGCCUAUCGGCAGAAGCUGGAAGCCUUUGGGCACCUGCCCUCAAAUAAGCAGGUGCUCUAAAUUGUCAGGUGGACAUUAAGAGGCAAACACUUCACUCAAACACUCAGCGGUUCCAGAUCCUACAAGAAGGACAGCCUUCUCGAUCACUGUGACACAAAACGGCACGGCAACAUCCAGGCAUAAAGGGUGCUGAAUACAGAGCACGGCUCGGUAAAUUGUGCUUUUUGGUCAAUUUGAAAUCUUAAGUGAUUGAACUGCAUUCGAAGGAUGUACAGACGUACAGGUUGGAGGAAGAGAAGAAAUAAGGCAGUGAGCAAUCUGCUGCAUCCAUAAAAUUCCACAAGGACUGAAUCUGUCCGAAGAGCACAGUCCCUCGGACCUUACUCAUUCACACCCCUCCUCUCUGAGGUCCUAGGUAGUUCUUUUAUUACAUUGAAAUGCUCUGGCUCUUGUGAGCUUAUCAUUGCAUAUUGUUUUUAUCUAUUGAUUACUCGAUUGCCUCCGUGAUAUGUUGCGAGUAUGAAAUAUUGUGUGGACAAAAGUAGAACGAAGUUGUGCAGGUGAUUAGUAAAACGUGGUGGAGCCUUCUUUGCACACUGUGUAGGCAGGGAAUUGCCUACUCCUGUGAGGGUAAUUGAGGCUUUUAAUAUUUAAAUGUAACUGUGCAAAAUGAGCUAUUGGGUUGCUAUGGACUGUUUGCCUUCCCAAAAUCAUUUAAAAUGUUGAGUUACAGAAGUUUAAUAAUGUCUCAAUGGUAUUUUUAGAAAUCUUUGAAGUACUUGCAACAGCAGGAACUAAGUUAAGACCUAGUUUCAAAAAGCACAUUUGAAGUUAAAUAAAAUAAUCAAGCUUCAAUGUCAUUAACCAAAAUCAAAUAGUAAAAAGUAGAGUCUUGUUGUUUGUAAUACUUGUGCCUGAGUUUCCUCUUGGGUUCAACUCGUACUUGCCGAAAAAGGCUACGCAUCUGCGGACCGAAACUGCUUUAGAAAUCCAUUGAGCCACACCGUACUGGACAUGUUCCUGGAAUGAAUUAUUCACUUACUGUUAAAACCAGUUACGUUUGGAGAUGGGGCAUCAUUCAGGUAAUGGCAGUAGGUGAUGAUUUACACCUACUGUUGCUCAUCCUGACACAAAAAACAUUCAAUCCUUACCCCUCAAUUAUCUCUUAACAACAAGACUUUAGUUUGACACAUUGAGCUGAGCUUAAAAAUGACAUUCAGAAUUUUGAACUCUAUUAAUUUAUACCAUGCAAGUGCGACAGAGCUCGCCCUUCAAUAUUAAAUGUCAUUAUGAAAGGUAACGUUUGCAAAGGUCCAUUGCUGGGCAGAGAGUUUGGCUGAGCUGACACAGGGUUAUAUUAUUUAAAGUGUUACUAUUAUGGCAAUGUUGCAAACACCAGCAGCUGGAAGUGUGAGAGAAUGGUGCUGGUGGCCGGAUCGCAGAGAACAGCUGCUGGUGUCUGCUGGAUGUUGUUUUUAAUGUAUUAUGUUGUAGCUCGUUUAUAUUCCUUAUUCAGCCAGUCUUGUCCCUUUCAUCGUUCCUGGAGAGCUGUUAUUUGUCCUGCCAUCUGAUCCAUGCUGAGUGUCCUUUAACUGCCUGGCUGAUGAUUUUAUGUACUAUUUAGUUCUGACUUUUCCAAAGAGGGGCUGCUGCAGUGACCACCCUUAGACUGAGAGAGCUGGCAUCCCGUUAAACAGCAGCACUCAAUUGAGUGUGAAAGAGAAGACUGUUUGUUCCAGCUAGUCAGCUCCUGACUUAAUGUAAAUUGACAUACAGUUUAUUAUAAGCUGCAGUGAAUUCAGAGCAUUUCCUCAUAGAUUUUUUUUCCCAUUCAGCCUAUCCUUGUAAUUGUAUAAACUAAGAUGAUUACAAAUCUUCCACUGUAUAAUUUUGUAUCAAAUAAAAACUUUCUUAAGUAA
Molecule: messenger RNA, 3317 nt
Organism: Leucoraja erinaceus (little skate)
Lineage: Eukaryota; Metazoa; Chordata; Chondrichthyes; Rajiformes; Rajidae
Gene: gabpb1
Product: GA binding protein transcription factor subunit beta 1
Exons: 12
Coding region: 163-1458 (431 amino acids)
Biological process (GO): positive regulation of transcription by RNA polymerase II
Cellular component (GO): nucleus
Molecular function (GO): protein binding; transcription cis-regulatory region binding
Source: RefSeq, a predicted model, not a curated record